Messenger RNA from Plasmodium relictum, 2580 nucleotides. RefSeq names its product tRNA pseudouridine synthase D, putative. The record is from RefSeq and is a predicted model, not a curated record. Gene Ontology annotation, molecular function: RNA binding; pseudouridine synthase activity. Gene Ontology annotation, biological process: pseudouridine synthesis. NCBI's taxonomy places the organism in Eukaryota, Apicomplexa, Aconoidasida, Haemosporida, Plasmodiidae. The transcript has a single exon. Bases 1 to 2580 code for a protein of 859 amino acids. Gene Ontology annotation, cellular component: nucleus.
AUGCUUUUUAAGAAAAAUCUUAAUAAUUUAUUUUUGUUAAAUUAUGCAAAUAUUAUUUUUUCAUUAGAAAAAUAUAAAUUUAUAAGUAAUUUGCAUUAUUUUUCAUCGACUUACUUACUUGAAGAAGAUGUAGGAAUUACUCACUUUAUGACAGAUUUUAUUGAAAUAAAUAAAAGUGAAAAAUGGGAUUUAAAAAAUAAAAAUAGCCUUGAUUGCAUAUUCAAGUAUAAAUGUGAAGAUUUUCAUGUAUAUGAAAUUGACAAAAACAAUAAUAUAUUAAAUUUAAAAUUCUUUAAAAGAAAAAUAUUAAAUGACUUAAAAAAUAGUGACACUAAAAUAUAUAAAUUAAACAAUAAAAAUGAGUUUUACAAUAAUGAAAAAAUAUAUUACAAUACAUUAAAGUGCUCAAAAGAAAUCAUUGAAAAAAAUGCCUUAUAUGUAAAAAAUAAAAAUGAAUUUUUGGGUAAUUUAUCUGAAAAGAAGGAAACUUAUACAGAAAGCUCUGUUAUAGAAAAUAAUGAUGAAAAUGAUAAAUUAAAAUUAGACAAUGUGAAAUUUAUUCUUUAUAAAGUUAAUAAAGAUACUCAAGAAGCAAUUAGAGAAAUUAGCGAAGCUUCUGAAAUUCCAAUUAAAAGUUUUCAUUAUUCAGGUUUUAAAGAUAAAAGAAGCGUUUCUACUCAAAUAAUUUCAACGAAUUUUAGUUACAUAAGAGAAAUUGAUCGUAUAAAAAAUUUUUAUUUGAGCAGUAAAAAAAAAAAAUUACUAAUAUGUGAUAUUGAAAAAGUACAUAAAAAUAUAGAGUUAGGUGAACAUCGAGGAAACAAUUUUUUAGUUGUUUUAAGAAAUGUUCAAAAUAAUGAAGAUUAUUUAAAGAAUAGACUAAGUUAUAUCAAAAAAUUUGGAUUCAUAAAUUAUUUUGGUAUGCAACGAUUUGGUGUAUAUAAAAAUACAUUUAACAAAGGAAAAGCUCUAAUAUCUAGAAAUUAUAAAGAAUAUAUAAAUUUUGUUUUAGACCCAAAUAUAUUUGAAAAAAAAUUUUUUUUGGGAAAUAUUAUUAAAGACAGUGUAACCAUUUAUUUGAAAAAUGCUUGUAAUAUACUCAAAAAGAAAAAUGCUACACUAGCUUUUAGAUAUUUUACAAGUAAAAUGAAUAAAUUACUUAAAGAAAACCGCAUAAUACAAGAUAGUGGAUCAAACAAGCAGUCAUUUACAUACAAAUAUUUCUAUUCAUAUAUGAAUAAUUCUGAAUAUGAGGCUUUUAUCCUCCUUAGAAAUUUAUAUAUGUAUGAAAGAAACAAUCAGGAAAAUAAAAAUAAUAUAAACAAUGAGAAAAGUGAGCUCUUAAUAAGUAAUUUAAAUAGCCAAAAAGAUGAAAAUAUAAUGAAUAAAAUAAAUGAUGAAAACUAUGAAAGUCAGAAGUAUUUUUAUAAAAAUGAAAAAACAUGUGUUAAGGGAAUAAGCAUGGAAACAAGAAGAUUUCAUAUGCACUCUUAUAGUGCAAAAAUAUUUAAUUUUUUAACUUCUUACAGAUUAGAAAACUUUGGAUUAAAAUUAGAAGAGGGUGAUUUUGUAUUUACAAAAGAAAUUCAAUCAGAAGGAGAUGAACAAAAAAAACAGCAUAAUUAUAUAACUAUAUAUGAUAAUCAAUUAAAAGAUUUAAAUAUAUAUAAUGUCGUUUUACCUGUCUUAGGAAGUAUGCCACAUAGGUUAUCAUAUUUAAAUGUUUUUAAAAAGCUUUACAGAAAAUACCGUGGACAAAAAAUUCGCAUAGUUUUUUUAGAAAUAUUAUUAUAUUUAAUUUAUAUUUUAUAUGAAGAUAAUUUGUUUGGAGUAGGUUGUAAUUUAAUUGAUAGUUUUAUUAAUGAUUUAAAGCAAAAAAAUAUAAAAGAAUCUAUUAAAUUAAAAGGUGGAGAAAUUUUAAACGAUAUUUUUCCAGUUAGAAAAAUUUUACAUCUAAUAAAAAAAUUUGAUAAAUAUAUAAAUUCUUUUGAAUAUGAAUAUGGAAUGACGUGUGUUUUUAGAAAUAUAGUUGUAAUACCGAAGAAUUUUUAUUAUUGUUUUUCUAAAUACAAUGAACCUAAAGCUAAAUUUAUAUCUGAUUUCUACUCAUCUAGUUUAAUGAAUAAUGUUUUAAAAAAAGAAGGUAAAAGUUCUAAUGCAAACAGUUACUGUAAUGACAGUAGUGACAAAAAUACGAGCAAUUAUAAUAAUGACAAAAACACUGAUUAUUCUGAAGAAAUAGUGUUCGAAAACGGUAUAAAGCAUUUAAAGCAUAUGAGAAACAUUAAGAAUACAGAAAAUAAUAUUCAAAUAAAAAAUAAAAAAAAAAUUUCUUUAAUAAAUAAAGAUGAAGAAAUGAAUAAUGCAAAUUUUCAAAAAGACAAAAAUAAUCAUAAUAGUAAAGAAAAAGAACAUAAAUACAAACUGAAUGCUCUUAUAUUAAAUUUUAACUUAAAUUCUUCUUCAUAUGCUACUAUGCUUGUAAGAGAAUUAUACAGGAAGCAAAAUGAACUAUUAGUUCAUAAUUUGAUUAAAAAUUGCAAAAAAUAUGAUAAACUAAUAGAAAGAUUAAAAGAAUAA